Molecule: messenger RNA, 4163 nt
Organism: Sinocyclocheilus anshuiensis
Lineage: Eukaryota; Metazoa; Chordata; Actinopteri; Cypriniformes; Cyprinidae
Product: zinc finger and BTB domain-containing protein 5-like
Exons: 3
Coding region: 180-2267 (695 amino acids)
Biological process (GO): regulation of transcription by RNA polymerase II
Molecular function (GO): protein binding; RNA polymerase II cis-regulatory region sequence-specific DNA binding; DNA-binding transcription factor activity, RNA polymerase II-specific
Source: RefSeq, a predicted model, not a curated record
CGCUUCCAGUCAGACGAUGCUGUUUCCUGUGACCUGCCGUCUCUAUUGUAUAUGUGUGACUCCACAGGCCAGUGCCUCGACUAACUGUCAUGGACAGAUUUUGCAUGUAUUUCUGGAUGGUAUCAGAGGACAAACCCGGACUCUCUGAAGACGCAUGAGAUAGACGUGUAAAGUAGGUCAUGGAUUUCCCAGGACAUUUUGAGCAGAUCUUCCAGCAGCUGAACUACCAGCGGCUGCAUGGACAGCUGUGUGACUGUGUGAUCAUGGUUGGCAGCCGUCAUUUCAAGGCCCACCGUGCUGUGCUGUCCGCCUGCAGUACGCAUUUCCGAGCACUGUUUACUGCUGCCGAGGGAGACGCCAGUACCAGGAUGAUCCAUCUGGACUCGGAAGUGGUGACGGCUGAAGCGUUUGCUGCACUGAUGGACAUGAUGUACACGUCCACGCUGAUGCUAGGAGAGAGUAACGUCAUGGAUGUCUUGCUGGCCGCUUCUCAUCUGCAUCUAAACACUGUGGUGAAAGCCUGUAAGCACUACCUUACAACUCGCACUCUACCCAUGUCUCCCCCGGCAGAUCGUGGUGGUCAGCCGCAACAAGCAGCAGCAGCAGCUGCCAACUCUCAUCUCCAGCGCUCAUUUCUGCUGCAACAGCUCGGCCUGAGCCUGGUCAGUUCUGCCCUGAGUGGGGCUGAAGAUGGGGGAACAGGGACCGGGAGGAGAACGGGUUCAGCGUGCGCUAGCGGGUUGGUGGAUCAGCACGGUUCUCACCCGACACGCCGUUUCCUGAAGCGCAAACAGCCCUUGUCCCUGAUCGCUUCGGAACGGGGGAGGCCGCGCCUCUCCUCGCAGGUGGAGGGGCGUGUGGGUGGAGAGGAGCUUCUGUCUCCCGAUUCUCAGGGUAAAAUAAUGGAUGAGGUCGUCGCUGGGGUCAUUCCGGGGCAUGAUGGAGGUUUACUAGAGCAAGAUGAGUAUCGAAGGGGACUGACCCAUGAAGACAUGCAGCUUCCCACUCAGUCAGAUGGAGGGAGGGGAGCAGGACCGGAAAAAACGCUGCUGUUGCCACGUAAAGAGGAAUACCCGGAUGCGAGCCAUCACCAUAGCGAAGGGAUGAAGAUAAAGAAUGGAGGUGAGGAAGAAGAGGAGCAGCAGCAGCACAUGCAGGUCGUGGUGAAGAGUGAGCCACUGAGUUCACCUGAGGCUGUUGAUGAGACUAGCGAUGUUACGUCUCAGGCAGAAGGGAGUGACCAGGUGGAGCCAGUUGGAGAAAAGCUGGAGCUGAGUCCAGAGGGCAGUGAGCGCAGCUACUCCGAUCCCCAGCCCAGCUCUGAGCUGCUGAUUAAAGGAAACAAAGGCUUAGGAGCAGCAGAAGACAGAGGAAGAGGAGAGGAGCUCUCCUGCAGUGAUGCUCUGGAGUCCUCCUCUGGAUUGCAUAUCUCCAGUUUCCUCAGCGCGAAGGCCUUUGCUGGCAGAGGGGCAUCAUCUAAUCUUGCUAAUAGUGUUGACAAUAUUCCCAACACAACAACCGGAGAGUUUCAAGCAGACCACGAUCCUGCUCGUUUCUUCCUCCCAACCGAUUCCAUCAACACUUCAUCUUCCUCUCUGCAGCUUCUUACGGGCGAUGCACAGAUCUGCUCUGACCUGCAGCCAGAGUCACUUCUUCUGCGGCCACUAUAUGAUGGAAUAGCAUCAUCCUCUUCAUUAGCAACGUCCCGUGGUGGAUCGGUGGACCAGCUCGCGCUUGAGUUCCAGCGAAACAUUUUGGGAUUACAGGCCUUCCCUCGUUCAUCCAGGGGUGGCGCCGGAGGAUGCCAAGCAUACCGGCGCAUCGCUCCCAAAGGUGCUUCAACACUUACAGACAGCCCUCAGCAAUUUGACGCUGCCUCCUCAUCCUCUUCCUCCUCAAUGCUUCUCAAUGGAGUAAACUUUGAGGGUUCCGUCACCGUAGGUCAAAACGGCAGCAGCUCAAACUUGAACCCGCUCCCCCAGUUGACAAGAGCCUCUGCAGAUGUUCUGUCGAAAUGUAAAAAGGCACUUUCCGAGCACAACGUGCUAGUGGUUGAAGGCGCCAGGAAGUACGCCUGCAAGAUCUGCUGUAAGACGUUCCUCACUCUGACGGACUGCAAGAAACACAUCCGAGUUCAUACGGGAGAGCGCCCGUACGCCUGUCUGAAAUGCGGCAAGCGCUUUAGUCAGUCCAGUCACUUGUACAAGCACUCAAAAACAACCUGCUUACGAUGGCAGAGCAGCGAUAUGUCUAACGCCCUGCUCUAAUUCAGCACAAUCGCAGGCACUCCAAAGAUGCAUACAAGGAUGACCAGUUAGUUAGACCCAUUAGGUUCUGACUGUUCUUACUCUACUGAAUGGGAAGAUCUAUACACCAUGAUCUCACAGCCACUGUUAUAGUAGCUAUAGGACCUUUUUUAGGUGUUUCAUGACAUUGUUAACAUGCCAUUGAUGGUACAAAUUGAAGGGAUAGUUCACCCAGAAAUGUUAUUCUAAACUUGUGUGACUUAAAAUUAAAGCGUUUACACGUUCUUUUGGUUGUUGUUGUUGGUCAUACAGUAAACGUCAGUGGGGUCCGGUGUUUUUUAUGGACAAAUUUAGUUGAAUCAGUCUUCAGAAUAUUUUCUUUUGUGUUCCGCAAAAGAAAGUAAGUCAUACAGGUUUGGAAUGACAUGCGGGUGAGUAAAUGAUAACAGAAUUUUCAUUUUUGGGUGGACUAUCUCUUUAAGUUUCACUGUGAGAUGUUUUUAAUAGAAUACAGAGAUGGAGAUGUCUGCUUUAAGUGUUGCAAGCAGAUGUCAGACAGAACCUUAGUAGCUGAAUCAAAUGUCAUGAUAAUAGACGCUUCGAAGUCAGAAUUGUAUUGUCAGCUGUGUACUGUUGAUGUAUUUUAACUUUUGAUGCUUCAAAAAGUGAGAGUUGGUCAUUUUUCAUUUAGGUGCACCUUUAGGUCAGUGGUUCUCAACCAAGGGCCCCACUAGGUGGCAUCUUGCAAACUUCUAGUAAGUCUUAAGGGUAUUUAAAUUUAGUUAGAUUAACAUGAUCUUGAUUAAAAUGUUAAAAACACUUGAAGAUGUACAACAUUAAACUAACAUCAUAUUUUUGCUUCAUUUGUUUUAUUAUGAUAUAAGUAUCCAGCUAAAUCUCCAGCAAAAGGGGGUCCUUGGAGUCAAAAAAGAAGUCAAAAAGGUUAAGAACCACUGCUUUAAGCUCUGUUCCAAAACCGAGUUUAGAACUGAACUGAAACUUCACAUUGGAACAUUUGGAAGGAACAUAGGCAGUUGCUCUGCAUGCCACACAAAGUGCUUAUUUCAAUGCUGUUGCUUUCGCUUGUGAAACUUUUGUGUUCCUUUCAUUUGCACGUAAAACAAAAGCUUUAAAAUAUAAUGUUCCGUCCCAUCUCAUUUUUCCCAUCACCAUGUCCUUUUAGGGGCUCUGUAUAACUUACAGUUGAUUGCAAAGGAGUUUGACACAAAGUCCAUUUCAAGGAAUGUCCAUGGCCAGCUAUUUUUGGCAUCCAAGUCUAAAUCCUAUGUACUUGAAUGGUGAAAUUAAAUCUCAAAACUUGCCACAUUUCAAAUCAGCAACAAAAUCUGACAUGAACUGUCCCAUAAAUGUUUUUUGUUACACUCAAAAAGCUUAUAUUAAGGUUGUGUCAGGAUACUGACUCUUUCUGUGACAACUUGGCGAUUGGCUCUUUUAUUUAGAAGUUGGGACUUAUUUCACCAUAUUUUUAAUUGCACUUUCUCCCACUCAUAGUAAUUUCUUGUAUGUCUAAAGUAUUUGGUUUGAUGUUAGCAUGUUGCUAAGCUAACUGUGAUUACACACUGUUUUGGGGUAAAUACAGUUUUUAAAAUAUUUUUAAUCAAUACUUUGUGUAUUUAUUAUCAUCCAUUUUGAAUGCUUUUUUUUUUCCCACUGAGCUUGGCACAAUGCAUUCUAGUAUUGCCUUUAUUGUGCGGGAUACAUGUGAUGCUGCUUUAGAAUUUGGCCAGCACCAAAUUCCUUAUGGUUCAGUCUUCACAUCAAGAGAAUGCCUAUGAUGCCUUAAAAUGCUAUCUAGGUUGUCAGCUUGCUAGGUUUUGGAACACUGCUAAUAUGCAGAUGAGUAGCCUACCAGAAUCACUACUGUUACACCUUUACUGUUAGAAGUAAAAAAAAAAA